UCUAAGUCAAGCGCAGGCGCAGGCAGCUGAAUUCACAUCACACUCCAGUGCUCCACUUGCGUCUUCCCCUUCCGUGUGCGUCCCGUCGUCCCCUCCGCCGCUUACCCACACCCAAUCAGCCCCGCCCAUGUCCUCCUCCUUCCCUCAAAGUUGACUACCCAAUCAGCUCCACCUCGCCCUGAUCUCGAUCCGACUCCAUGGAUCGCACCACCAGCAACAGCAGCACCAGUAGCACCUCCGCUGCCAGCCAAAACCCGCACCUUGGCGUCAACAAGCUCGGCCGCUCCAUCCGCAAGGCCACGCCCCCUCCGCCGCCGCAGCCCCAGCCCGCCGCCCGCCCGCCCCAGCCGCAGCCACAGGUCUACAACAUCAGCAAGAACCAGUUCCGCGACAUCGUCCAGCAGCUCACCGCCGGCACCCCAUCCCCGUCCCCUCCGCCGCCUCAGUACCAUCAAUCACACCGCCCGCCACCGCCGCUGCAGUCGCAGCCCAAGCCCCCCUCCAUGCGUCUCCAGAGGAUCCGCCCGCCCCCCAUCGCCACGCCCGUCGCGCGCCCCCCGCCAGUCCACCCCCACCACACCGUCCCCAACACUAACCACAACAAUCCCGUCUUCUACCGCCCGCCGCCGCCUCAGCCGCAGCAGCACAUGCCCGCGCCCGGCCCCGCCUGGGCCGACUCCCCGGUCUCCGCCUACAUGCGCAUCCUCGAAAACUCCCUCUUCAGCGCCACCCCGCCGGGCGCCGCGGCCGCCGCAGCGGCUGCGGCUGCAGCUGCGGGACAGGCGCCUCCUCCGCACCACCCUCAUCACCCGCCUCCGCCGCCGGUGCCGUCUCCAGGGAUACUCCCUUCCCCAAGCGGCUUUCUGAACCUCCUCUCGCCGACGCCCAGGUCGCCAUACCCGCUUCUCUCCCCAGGGUUCCAGCACCCGCCGCCGUUCACGCCCAACUUCCCUGCGCUGUCGCCGCUGCCGGGGACUGGCAUCCUUGGGCCAGGCCCCAUGCCGCCGCCGUCGCCGGGGCUCUGGUUCCCGCAGUCGCCCUCCGGCCUUCUUUCUCCAUCAGGGUUCUUGCCUAUCCUGAGCCCAAGGUGGAGAGAUAUGUAGCCAUGGUGGCUGUCCGGCAGCAGCUGUCCCUGUGAAGGCGGCUGUGUAACAUUUGACGGUAGGGGCGUAGCCACGGUGAGGUCAGUUGGGUCGUCGGCCAGAGUUGGCAGGAGGACACAGGUGGGUUGUAACUUUGGACACCCAUAUUUGUUGCUGUUACUUACUGCUUGUGUGAUUGAUUAGUCAGUCUGUCUGUCUGUAAUGUCUCGGUAAAGGAUAUUGGUUAUAUAUUUGUAUUUGUAUAACUGGGGAAAAUUUUAAUUCAUUCACUUCUCUUAGCUGCAAAAGUUGGACAGGUAAAACUGGGCAUGUUCUAGUUUAGAUUAUCGAGUGACUAAGCUUGGAAACCUGUAAUUGUACACCCGUAGUUCAAGAAAGAUUAGCUCUUUCUGACAAAUCUCGAACUGAUAUUUGUUCUUGGUCUAUCUCUCAAUGCAUGGAAUGAUUUUCCCUGUUCCUUUUUCUUUCCUUUUUGACUAAGAAGAUAAACUUCCUAGACAUCAGCUGGUCGGAGAAUCACUAUCAACAAAUGUUGUCAUUCACACCAUGAACUGUAGGAAGAGCUUAGUGUUAAGAUUGGUGCAUCAUUAUUGUGACUAUUAGUUACUCACAGCAUAUCAUGUGCUAAUUGUGCUCACAUGGAAGAUAAAGGUUGCUUUUUGGCUUAUUUUGGCACUGUGGCAAUGGCAUUUUCUGAUCUCCAAACUGGCCAUAUGCAGUUCUACAUGACCUUUAGUGUUUGAACUGGACAGAAAGCUUCACAGGAUUCCUGCUGUAAAUUUGACAUAGAAACAACUGGCUCCUAGUUACUGCCUAUGAUAUCACAAUUUUGACUUAAUAGGAUAAUAUUGGUCCAUUCCCUUGUCAGGAUAUAAAACGAGAUCUAUUCAUAUUGGUACAGACUUUGUAUACAUUGUGAGCUUAUUUUCUUCCUUACCUUGUCAAUGGGUGAUGAACCCAUAAGUUUAUGCAACAUCAUGAUUGGAGAUACUACUACUUAUAUAGCUUAUGUUUGAAGUUUUCAAUGCCCAAAAAUUAUCCGGAUUGUUUGAUUUUUCUUCAAGUGGUGUCCUUUGGUGCACGCUAUGAUGGGAGUCCCCAAGUUCAAGUCUUUUUCCUAGUAGGAACUCAGGCUAUCGGAAUGGUCUUCUAGGUUAUGAUGCACACUAUGCCAUGAGUUCUCAAAACACAUUUUUUUUCCAAGUGUGGAUUCUCAUUUUGUCUAAAUGAUCUUAUAGUUAUGUGCUGUGUGCUAUAUUAUAGUUUGCUUGUGUCCUCUGUUUAGAAAUUAAUAUAUGACUUAUUCUGCUGGACCCCCUCGGUAUGCAAUGCUAAAGAGGGAAUAAUUAAAGCGUGGUUCUUAUUGUUCUCCUGUAAGCAACUAGUAUUAUAUGUGCACUGCAUCUCCUUCUAAGUAAUCAUCACUUUUGCACAAAUGUCCUAUAAAAUUACUAUUGUAGAAAUCAGUGGCGAAUUUGUUACUGCUCUGUUUCAUUUUUUUAAUUUGUCGUUGUGUGAAUAUAUGCAUGGUUUCUAUCUGCCAAGUCAAUUCAGAUAACUCCGGUUAAAAGGCUUGAGGUAUUUCCUCCUGCAUCUAUAAAUGUUUAUGUAGACUGGACUCUAUGGCUUGCUUGCUACUGAAUCUAGAGCAGUUACCAAGCGAAAUCCUUGCACAAUUGUGAUACUUAAAUGGCUACUUAUAAUUAAGAUUCAAGACUGAAAGUUUUGGAUCUUUGUAUAUCUAUUGAUGGUUCCUGUGUGAGUUGUUUUAGUGUCAUGGUCGAAGUUCUUCCGUGCCAUGUUCUCGCAUUAGGCACUUUGUGAUGGCAUUUUAUAUCCAUGAUGUGCCAUCCCAAGAAACCAAUGCUGUACGAACAUGACCUUUCCACUGUUCAGUGUUUGUAGUUUUAGUUAUGCUGUUCAGAUCAUUCUGCUGAUGUCUAUAUACUUUGUAGUGUAAUUGCAGACGUCAGUCCUAAGAUCUAAAUAUCUAAUGUUUGGUGUUACACCACUUCACCAUUCUACCCACUGGAAUGGAAAAGUAUAUGCUUUAGUUAGCUUAGCUAGGUCUAGAAAGGAAUACUUUAAACUCAUAAAUAUUAUGCACUUUCUCCAUGUUAUUGCUGUUGACGUGCACUUCCAUGCUGUGUCUGGUUUGUAUUGAGGCCUAUCAAUUCUGGAUAUUUUCAUGAAGUGCCUUUUCGGUUUGCUACUGUCUGUGCUCCUCCAGUUAGCUGGAAUAAGUCAGGAUAAUUUCCUGAAGUGCCUUUUUCUGUUGAUAUUUGUUUUUUUGUCUGUAUGAAAUAUGAACUUUGAAGGUUUUUUUUUCUUUUCCGAUUAGCAAGCAUGCGCUGCAUGCCUUUUAUCCUAGUUGAGUUACAAGCAUUGAGAAUGUUAUGGAUAUGCUUGAAGUAUUCUCUAGACUAUUCUUGAUUAUCAACCAGCCAUGUGCUUCAUGCUCAUGUCCUAGUUUUAUUAGGAUUAGAAGUUGUAUCCUCAGAAAAAGAAUAUGACAAAGGCAUCUGAUUGCUUUGCUCGAUUAUAUAAGAAAAUCCGGUGGAUGGUAAUGCUUGUAUUGUGGCGUUACCGCGUGUAGAACAAGGAGCUCUCUAAGUCAGCCGAAAAUUUCGGCACUUGCGUAGACAUUUCUGCAGUCUAGCAUGGAACUUAAAUGAUGUGGCAUAUUCUACUUAAAUUUGAUGAGAUCGAAUAUUAUCUUUGUUGUACCGUUGACUUGGAAACAAGCAAUUUGGCUCCUCGUGAGUGGAGGAGGGUAGACUUGCUGCUCGAUCUGGUCAGUAAAAUCUGAAACGAACUCCACUCAGGGAGGCCUGCAGCACAAGCAAAUCUGUUGAUCUGGCACUAGCAGGUGGCUAUCAUGGUCUCAUCAUCAUGCUUGUUACGACCUUGUUACUUUUCUCUUGGUUUCUUUUGUUAUUGUGGAGAAAUCAAACCAGAGAGCACUUGCAAAAGAGAACGAAAAAUAUAGCGAAAAGCGUAGGAUGGGAAUGAUGGCGAUGUGCCUCCUUGGUCCAGGUCGUCUGCUUGCUUUGUUGCUUACUGGAAGAUUGAGGAUCAGUACGUGAAUACAGCAGGUACUAUAAACAGGAGGAGAAACUAUGGACACCCAUGAUCCACUGAGGAUCUUCAAGAAGACUUAUCUUCCGGUGCAUCUCAAUCUUCUUCAGUUCAAGCAAAUGUCUAUGCUGGAGAGACAGGGACGUUCCAUCCAUCUCCAUAUCUCGUCUCGUGUGCCUCCAACGCAGCGGCCAGAUGAUGAGUGAUUGUUAGCAUUUCUUCAGCUUGUCGAGGGCUGCCUGAUUGCGAUGUAGAGGAUGCAGAAAUCUUUGACUGGAAUGGAUGCUGGAGAACGGUUCCUCAACGACACCAAGUGCCAGACGGACCAGAACAGCGACAGCAUGUGGCCAUACAUGCCAUGAUAAUCCGUCACCUCAAGCUCUACCUUCUUCCACCCCUGUACAUAGUUCCCUUCCUUUCACUUCUCUGUGUGUGUACGUAGCUACCUGGUGAAUCUUACUACCUUGAAGCCCCUUGGGUUAACACCUAUGGUACUGGAGGAAUCCGUUUUAGAUAUUGGACUAUUGGUUACUGAAAUUUCAUCCUUUGUAUAAGACGUUUUAGCUAGAUGGCAACACUUCCUAAUGAUACAUUUUGUACUA
Messenger RNA from Phragmites australis (common reed), 4783 nucleotides. RefSeq names its product protein HAIKU1-like. The coding region runs from base 198 to 1103 and encodes 301 amino acids. The transcript is spliced from 2 exons. Lineage: Eukaryota; Viridiplantae; Streptophyta; Magnoliopsida; Poales; Poaceae. The record is from RefSeq and is a predicted model, not a curated record.